AUGGCUUCAUUGCUGGGCGCAAAUUAUGAUUCGUCAAGCGACGAUGAAAAGAAACCGAACACGACAUUCACGUCAGCGACCACGCUCGUCGCCGCUCCUGAGGUCAACGUAGAGGAUCCAUCUAGAUUACAGCUAAUUGCCGGUGCUUCGAAUUCCACCGCACUCACAUACAAUGCGACAUACGAUGACCUGACCCGGCCAUCCCAAGGCCCCGUCAACCCAUUCAAACCCAAUGGCGGUAAUAACGGACUGAAACGCAAAAACGUGCCCACGGGACACGCCCAAGAGGAAGCUAUCAGCGAAGCAACAUUUACCGCGCAACACCGCACGUUCCAGAGUCUGGGUUACUCACGCAAUCCCAGCCAGCCCGAUGCCUUUGUGGGCAAUCUCGACAGCGUCGCGCAGCACGGCGGCAGAGACUUUGUGCAGAUGAAACCGUCCAAACAAGUAUCUGCGGCCUUGAGGCGUAAGAGGCAGAAAAAGGGUGAUUCGAGUAUUGUCGAAGGCGAAGGCGCGUAUCUGGGUCCAUGGGCGAAAUAUGAGAAUGAUGACCAGGUGUAUGAGGAAGAAGCUGCUGAAGAGGAUUAUGAGCUGGCUAGCGACGAGGAAUUGGUUGAGGAAGAUGAAGAGCUUCCGCCGUCGGAGUUGCCGGCCAUGGCGACUGAUUACCAGGAGGAUGCGUCGCAGGCUGAGUCUACAGAGUUUCAUGGUAGUGAACAGUUUGACUACCAGGGACGAACUUAUAUGCACGUCCCACAGGAUCUUGAUAUUGAUCUCAAAAAGGAACCUGGAAGCACCAAAAACUUUAUUCCCAAGAAGCUGGUGCAGACCUGGAAAUCACACACAAAACCCAUCACGUCGCUUCGCUUCUUCCCCAAAACCGGACAUUUGCUACUGUCGUCUGCUGCUGAUGGCAAGGCCAAGAUCUGGGAUGUCUACCAUCAACGCGAACUCUUGCGUACCUUUUCCGGUCACUCUAAGGCCAUUAGUGAUACCAAUUUCCAUCCUACCGGCAAAACUUUCCUUACUGCCUCGUAUGAUCGCCAAAUGAAACUCUGGGAUACCGAGUACGGCAAGUGCAUCUCCCGCUUCACCACGGGCAAGACACCGCACGUUGUCCGCUUCAACCCUGAUCCCGAGCACUCGCACGAGUUUUUGGCUGGCAUGUCCGACAAAAAGAUUGUGCAAUUCGACACACGUUCGGGAGAGCUCGUCCAAGAAUACGACCAUCACUUGGCUGCAGUCAACACCAUCACUUUCGUCGACAACAACCGCCGUUUCAUCACCACCUCGGACGACAAAUCCUUGCGCGCGUGGGAAUACGGAAUCCCCGUCCCCAUCAAAUACAUUGCCGAAGCCGACAUGUUCGCCAUGGUGCGCGCCUGCCCACAUCCUUCAGGCAAAUACGUCGCGUUCCAAUCCGGGGACAACCAAGUUGUCGUGUACGCUGCCACCGACAAGUUUCGACAAAACCGCAAAAAGGGGUUCCGGGGCCAUAAUAAUGCCGGGUAUGCAAUCGACCUCACGUUUUCGCCGGAUGGUCAGUUUCUUGCCAGUGGUGAUUCCGGCGGGUUUGCCUGUUUCUGGGAUUGGAAAACGGGGAAGAUGUACCACAAGUUUCAGGCUGGUGGGAGAGAGGGCUCGGCUGUUACGUGUUUGGAAUGGCAUCCGCAGGAGACUAGUAAGGUGGUCACUGGUGGGCUGGAGGGUGUUAUCAAGUACUGGGAUUAA
Molecule: messenger RNA, 1731 nt
Organism: Talaromyces rugulosus
Lineage: Eukaryota; Fungi; Ascomycota; Eurotiomycetes; Eurotiales; Trichocomaceae
Exons: 3
Coding region: 1-1731 (576 amino acids)
Biological process (GO): mRNA splicing, via spliceosome
Cellular component (GO): catalytic step 2 spliceosome
Molecular function (GO): mRNA binding; protein binding
Source: RefSeq, a predicted model, not a curated record